AGACAAACCGAAACACAUCUUUUCCAAAGUGCUGUCAAAAUUUCGCGAACUCAGCUUUCUUGAUUGAUCGGUGUAGCAUAGCCUUAAAAAAAGUGUCGCUCUUUGCAAUGUUCAAAGUGCUUUUGUUCGCUUAAUUGCUGCAAUUUCUAGACAUAACUGCUAAACUCAUCGCUUAUCGUAUACCGGUUUGACUAUUUGGUGUUAAAGUUUUUUUAUCACUCAAUUUAUUGUAAACUUCGUAAGAUGGCAGAUUGCGCUGGCGAUUGGUGCUUGAUCGAAAGCGAUCCGGGCGUGUUUACGGAAUUGAUACGAGAAUUUGGGGUGGAGGGAGUCCAGGUGGAAGAACUGUGGAGCUUGGAUGAAGAGCACUUCAAAAAUCUAGAGCCGGUUCAUGGGUUAAUUUUCUUGUUCAAGUGGGUCAAAGAUGAUGAACCAGCAGGAUCUAUUGUGCAGGAUAGCCGUCUGGAGAAGAUAUUCUUCGCUAAGCAGGUUAUCAACAAUGCCUGCGCAACACAGGCAAUUCUUAGUGUUCUACUGAACAGCAGUCAUGCAGACAUCAAUCUUGGUUCGACUUUAUCUGAUUUUAAAGAAUUUUGCAUUUCUUUUGAUGCUUAUAAUCGAGGACUUGCUUUGAGUAAUGCUUCGCAAAUUCGUACGGUACAUAAUUCGUUCGCUCGUCAAACGUUGUUCGAACUGGACAACAAACAUGCAAACAAAGAUGAGGAUGUUUUCCACUUUGUUGGCUAUGUUCCAGUUGAUGGCAGAUUGUAUGAACUGGACGGUUUGAAGGCGGGUCCGAUUGAUUUGGGUGCUGUUGGCGCUGGUGAGGAUUGGCUCAAUGUCGUGCGACCUAUAAUCGAAAAACGCAUCCAGAAGUAUAGCGAGGGAGAAAUUCACUUCAACUUGAUGGCGAUUGUCUCUGACCGGCAGUUGAUUUAUCAACGCCAAAUAGAUGCACUCUUGAAAUCCGGCGGAGAAGAUGAGAUGGAAACGGACACAAAACAGAAUGAAAUCACCAGGUUGCGUUUGUUGAUUGAGGAUGAGGUUGCUAAACGCAAGCGGUACAAGGUGGAGAAUAUUCGCCGCAAACAUAACUAUUUGCCGCUGAUUGUAGAAUUGCUAAAAAUUUUAGCUCAGAAUGGGCAGCUAAUGCCGCUUUAUGAGAAGGCUAAACAGCGAGCCGCUGAACGAGAAACAGGUAAAACGGAACCUCAGAAGUAAGACUUUUUUCAGUUAUAUUUCUUACUGCUAUAACUGGGCUGAUAACGCGUCGAUUUAUUUUAAUUUUUUUUAAGCGUCAAAUUAUACUGUACCCCAGGUACAAUUAAAUACUAAUUUCGGGAGAAAAUAAACUCUUUCUUAUACCUA
Wyeomyia smithii (pitcher-plant mosquito) is the source of this 1368-nucleotide messenger RNA. It is a transcript of the gene Uch-L5, whose product is annotated as ubiquitin carboxyl-terminal hydrolase isozyme L5. NCBI's taxonomy places the organism in Eukaryota, Metazoa, Arthropoda, Insecta, Diptera, Culicidae. Gene Ontology annotation, cellular component: cytoplasm. The transcript is spliced from 2 exons. Gene Ontology annotation, molecular function: cysteine-type deubiquitinase activity. The record is from RefSeq and is a predicted model, not a curated record. Bases 244 to 1221 code for a protein of 325 amino acids. Gene Ontology annotation, biological process: protein deubiquitination; ubiquitin-dependent protein catabolic process.